Messenger RNA from Puma concolor (puma), 1287 nucleotides. The record is from RefSeq and is a predicted model, not a curated record. NCBI's taxonomy places the organism in Eukaryota, Metazoa, Chordata, Mammalia, Carnivora, Felidae.
AUGUACCCCAGCAACAAGAAGAAAAAGGUGUGGAGAGAGGAGAAAGAACGUUUACUGAAGAUGACCUUAGAGGAGAGACGCAAAGAAUACAUAAGGGACUAUGUUCCCCUGAACACCAUCCUAUCGUGGAAGGAAGAGAUGAAGGGCAAGAGCCAAAAUGAUGAAGAAAAUACUCAGGAAACAUCACAGGUGAAGAAAAGUUUGAGUGAAAAAGUUUCCCUCUAUAGAGGUGACAUCACAUUGCUAGAGGUAGAUGCUAUAGUCAAUGCGGCAAAUGCCAGUCUUCUUGGAGGAGGAGGUGUGGAUGGCUGUAUUCACCGAGCAGCUGGCCCCUGUUUACUGGCAGAAUGUCGUAACCUGAACGGCUGUGAAACUGGACAUGCAAAAAUCACAUGUGGCUAUGACCUGCCGGCAAAAUAUGUCAUCCAUACUGUAGGACCAAUAGCCAGAGGCCAUAUUAAUGGUUCCCACAAGGAAGACCUUGCAAAUUGCUAUAAAUCAUCCCUGAAGCUGGUGAAAGAAAAUAACAUCCGAUCAGUUGCAUUUCCCUGCAUCUCAACCGGCAUUUAUGGAUUCCCGAAUGAGCCUGCUUCCAUCGUUGCCCUCAGCACCAUUAAGGAAUGGCUGGCCAAGAAUCAUCACGAGGUGGACCGGAUCAUCUUCUGUGUCUUCUUAGAAGUUGACUUUAAAAUCUACAGAAAGAAAAUGGGCGAGUUUUUCCCUGCAGAUGAUAAUAAUGAAGAAGAUGUUAACGUGAAAGAAGAUUCAGAUGAGAACAGUCCAGAGGAAAAACAAAGCACAGAAGAAACGGAAGGGCAGAGCCAAGAAGCAGAUGGUGUCGAUGUGGCAACUGUGCCCAGCCCCGCUUCAGAAGAGGCCACUGAAGUCUGUAAAGAUGAAGAUUCUGCAAAGGACGAUAGUAUUACAAAAGACGAUGAAGUAACAGAUCAUUCUGUGUGUGACCAAGAUCAUCCCAAUGGACAAGAGCAUGACUCAGCGAAGAAUGAGAUAAAAAUUGAGGCAGAGUCCCAGAGCUCACAUAUGGAAACUGAAGAGCUUUCACCAAACCAAGAUGAUGCCACGACUGUUGAGCAACCAGAAGUGAUCCUGCUAACAGAUGACCAAGAGGAAAAAGAAGGUGAAAAAGCUCAAGACGAGGACACACCUAGAGUUCCUGUGCAAAACGAAGGCUCUGGCUACACAGCAAACUCUCCGAGUCCUGAUGUUGAAAUGAAUAGUCAGGUUGACAGUGUAAAUGACCCAACAGAGAGUCAGCAAGAAGAUUAA